AAUAUGUUUAAAGAAGAAACACAAAUUACGUGUUUGAGAGAGAACAUUAAGUAGAUACCUACUAUACUAAGUCUAUUUUAAGUAGUAACUUAUUUAUUAAAGGGAAAAAAUAACCUAUAUAGCUGGCCGUGUUCAAUUCAUUUAAUUUUCAUUUCACAUUUGAAAGAAGAAGAAUAACUGAUUUAGCUAAUAGAGAAAUAUAAUAAUGCCUCAAACUGGCGCAACACGAUAUCAAAAGUUUCUCAAGUCCGAGAAAUCCAAAACAAAAUUAAAGGCUAAAAAGAAAGAAUUACCCAAAGGCACUAAUGUAACUAAAACUAACUUUAAAGUAAAAAAAAUUGUUAUCAAAGAACAGUUGAAAAAACAUGGAACAAGUGAAAUUUUGUCUACUAAGAAGCUCAAUAUAAAAGAACUUUUGUCACGUCUGAACCAUUUUAACAAAAAUUCAAGGACUGAAGCUCUCGAGGGCCUAAAAGAAAUAAUCAGUAGUAAUUCUGAUGCAGUAUCUCAAAAUCUUGGACAAGUUAUAUUGGGUGUUACUCCUUUAGUGCUUAAUAUAGAAAAAGUGGUACGUCAUGAAGCUUUGAAAGUUCUUCAUUCGGUUUUGACUCAUAUUGAUCUGGAUAAAGUAGACCCAUUUUUUGAUAUAAUGUCUACAUAUUUAAGAAGUGCCAUGACUCAUAUUGAUACACGAAUACAGGAAGAUUCUCUUCUUUUUCUAGAUUUACUAUUAUCAUGUACACCUAAAAAAGUAAUUGGUGACUUUCAUAAGAUAUUGCCAAUAUUUUUAGAUAUGAUAUCUAAAUUAAGAGUCGAUUCUAAACCAGGUAGAACACUCACAGUAAAUCUUAGUAGUCAAAUUACCAGUGUCAAAUGGAGAGUGAAAGUUUUACAUAGAUUGGAGGAUUUUCUUAAUAAAUAUAUUCAUGAUAAUAUGGUUAAUGCAAAUAACAGACCUAAAGCAGUAAAGAGUUAUAAUUUUGAUGAAACUCAGAUGAAUUAUUAUCCACUUUUUAAUCCUGUUAGUACUGCAAUAUGCCAUGUUUCAUCUUUUUCUGCCAAAAGCACUCAAGAUUUCACACUAUUUGAUGAAGUGGAAAAAUUCAAAGAAUACUUUACCACUUUGAUACCUUUACUAUAUGAGACAUGGCUUGAGGUUUGCCCUAAGGCAACAUCAGUAAUGAAUAUUGAAACAGUUGUUAAUGAAGAUGCAGCUUCACUUCUAAAACAUACAUUGAAAGUAAUUUCACAUUUACAUAUACUUGUUCAACAUUUAAAUGUGAUGAACCCCAGCUCUAAUAUUGAACAGAUAUUUUGCCAAAAGAAUAGAAAAUUAUUCACUCAACAUUUGGUGAAUUCAUUUCCAUAUGUCACUAAUGUAAGAACAAAACAGAUCAAGUCAAAUAUUUCACCAUUCGAGGAUGUUAUAUCGGACCCUAAAAUGGUUGCAGAAAAUUUAACAAUAUGUCAUUUGUUUGUGAACCUUAAUCCAAAUGUCAACAUGAAAAACCAAAGUAAAGAAUUUUCUUCAGUAAUUGGCUAUAUUGAAAAGAAUUUCAGUAACUCAGCUUCAGAGCCAAUAAAAGAUAUGAUCAUAAAUAUUCUUGAUACAAUCUUUACAAAAGGAAAUAGUUGGACUAAAAGUAUAACCAUCAUGGAUUCCUUGUUUAGCAAAAUCAUACGAGAAUAUUUUAACACAGCAUUAUGUAUGUCCUUCAAGCAACAGAUAUUUGGCUUGUUAUGUAAAGUAGCCCUGAAUGACAAUUUAAUUAAUUUUCAAAAUCGCAAUGAUUUUAAGGACUGGAUUAGAACUUUACCAAACAUUUUGCUGGAAAACACAAUAACAAUGGAGACAGUAAAUAUAAUUCACAUUUUUGCUAUAAAAAAUAAUGUAAUGUUCAAUGAUAUUAUAAAGCAGAAUUUAUUAAAAAUAAUAGAAAAUCUGCCAAAGUUAGUUAUAUGCGAUGAUGAGAAUUCGAGUUCAUAUUAUAAACUUUUUUCAUUGCUGUACUGGAUAAAGAAUUGGGAUCAUGAAUCUCUCAACUUACUGGAACAGCAGUUAAUGAAUAAUGAAUACAAGAAUGAUCAUUGCAAAUACAUUUUUGAUACAUUGAGGUUAAGAGUUGGUGGAAUUUUAUAAUUGUUUUC
Messenger RNA from Diatraea saccharalis (sugarcane borer), 2148 nucleotides. Lineage: Eukaryota; Metazoa; Arthropoda; Insecta; Lepidoptera; Crambidae. The record is from the annotation of a GenBank genome assembly.